ACAAGUAUCUUAAACCCUAAUCACUUCUCCAAAAACCUCUUUCUUGAGGUGAAGUGAAACACUUUCAUUUCUCUUAUCUUUUACACAGUCACAGUAACUUAACUUCUAUGCUCUAAUGACAAAACUAUUCUUAUCACAACUCCGUCUUCUUCAAUUCCAUCCAAUGAAACUCCACUCUCUCUCCCUCUUCAAACUCUCUCACAUCCCACUCCGCAACGCUGCGUUUCAUCCUCGCCCUUUUUCUGUCCGUCCAGAUAGAAUCAGGGCUUCCAAAAGCCUCGUCGACGACGAGGCUGACCUUAGUAAUUGGGUUGAUGAUUUGCGUACUGGCCGCGCCGAGACAUUGAAACCUGCCCAGAGAGUAGGUUCCAGAGAACCCGCUGUCAGAGACGGCGGGUUCCGGAAGAGAAGAGGUGGUGGUGAUUUUAAGAAGGGGAAACCUAAUUUGGAUGCAAAAACAAGGUUUGGAUUGAGUAGUGAUAGUGAUAAUGAUGAAGUUGUUGAAAGAGGGAAGUUUAAGGAUGCUGGCGGUUCUGGAAGUAUUGGUGAGUUUCUUAGUGAAGAUGAUGUUGAUGAAGAAGAGAGUGAUAUUGAUGAUGAGGAUGAGGAGAUAGUUAACAAGAGUAGAAGUGUUUUGUUUGGUAAACAAAAUGGGGUUUCAAAUACUACUAGACCUGCUUCAUCUGGUGGAAGUGAUUCUUAUUUAAGCGAUUCUAGAUUUGAUCAGUGUUCAGUUUCUCCACUGUCAUUAAAAGGAAUCAAGGAUGCUGGAUAUGAGAAAAUGACUGUUGUGCAGGAGGCAACACUUCCAGUAAUUCUAAAAGGUAAGGAUGUCCUGGCCAAGGCUAAAACAGGCACGGGAAAAACAGUAGCCUUUUUGCUUCCAUCAAUUGAAGUUGUUGUGAAGUCUCCACCAAGUGAUCGUGAUCAAAGGCGUCCGCCAAUUUUUGUUCUUGUCAUAUGCCCAACUCGAGAGCUUGCAUGUCAAGCUGCUGCAGAAGCCACUAAACUGCUCAAGUAUCAUCCUACCAUUGGUGUUCAAGUUGUGAUUGGAGGAACAAGACUUGCUUUAGAACAGAAACGAAUGCAAGCAAAUCCUUGCCAGAUCCUUGUUGCUACACCUGGAAGGCUUAGAGAUCAUAUUGAAAAUACUGCUGGUUUUGCAUCUAGGCUUAUGGGGGUGAAGUCCUUGGUGCUCGAUGAAGCUGAUCAUUUACUAGACAUGGGAUUUCGCAAAGAUAUUGAGAAAAUAAUUGCAGCAAUCCCUAAACAACGACAAACACUUAUGUUUUCUGCAACAAUUCCGGACGAGGUGCGUCAAGUCUGCCAUGUUGCUCUGAAAAGGGACUUUGAAUAUAUUAAUACAGUUCAGGAGGGCUCGGAGGAUACUCAUUCACAGGUCCGCCAAAUGCAUUUAGUUGCACCAUUAGACAAGCAUUUCCCUUUACUCUAUGCUAUUCUGAAGGAGCACAUUGCAGAUGAUGUUGACUAUAAGGUUCUUGUUUUCUGCACAACUGCUAUGGUCACAAGACUUGUUGCUGAUCUCCUUGGGGAGUUGAACUUGAAUGUGAGAGAAAUCCAUUCAAGAAAGCCACAGAGUUAUAGAACCAGAGUUUCUGAUGAAUUCCGGAAGUCAAAGGGUCUCAUCCUGGUUACUUCUGAUGUAUCCGCACGUGGAGUUGAUUAUCCAGAUGUUACUCUUGUUGUACAGGUUGGCCUUCCGGCUGAUAAACAACAGUAUAUACAUCGACUAGGUAGAACUGGGCGAAAAGGAAAAGAAGGGCAGGGCAUACUGCUACUAGCUCCUUGGGAAGAGUUCUUUUUAGCUACAGCAAAAGAUUUGCCUAUUGUGAAAGCUCCAGUACCGUUAGUUGAUCCUGACACGAAGAAAAAGGUGGAAAGGGCUCUAUCGAAUGUGGAGAUGAAGAAUAAAGAAGCAGCAUAUCAGGCAUGGCUUGGUUACUACAAUUCUAACAAGAAAGUUGGGAAAGAUAAGUAUAGGUUAGUGGAGCUUGCAAAUGAGUUUAGUCGAUGCAUGGGGCUUGAUAACCCUCCAGCUAUUCCUAAACUUGUCCUUGGCAAGAUGGGUCUUAAAAAUGUCCCUGGAUUACGUUCCAAAUAGGUUAUGUAUUCAUUUCAUUCAAUUUCCGACAAGUCGGUCUUGUGUAAGAGAGAAAUAUUCUUGAGUUGAAAUGCCCCAUUAUAAUUUGAUCUUAAGACUUGGAACUCCUAAAUUUUAAUUACUAUGUCGUAUCUUUUGUAGUUCUAGAUGAAUUAUCAUUUAACAACAUA
Messenger RNA from Medicago truncatula (barrel medic), 2292 nucleotides. RefSeq names its product DEAD-box ATP-dependent RNA helicase 31. Lineage: Eukaryota; Viridiplantae; Streptophyta; Magnoliopsida; Fabales; Fabaceae. The coding region runs from base 116 to 2122 and encodes 668 amino acids. The transcript has 10 exons. Gene Ontology annotation, molecular function: nucleic acid binding; RNA helicase activity; ATP binding. The record is from RefSeq and is a predicted model, not a curated record.